GCAGCUACUCGAUCAGUGAUCAGUUCAUUUAUUACAGUGUCGAUACAUCCAAUAUGCCUGAGCUACCUGGUAAGCAAGUAUAUCUGACUCGUGCCAGCUCAUUCCUCUGCUCAGAGGUCGAGCGAGCGCGUAAGCUCAUCGAAACGGCAUGUAAAGGUUACAAGAUUAAAAAGGUCUCGACGGUGGAGGACAAGUUGGUGUACACUGGUGGAAUCACCCAUCAUGAGUUUGCCAAGGAGCUGGAAGGUCGGACGAUCACAGGCUGCGAACGCAAAGGCAAAAACUUUUGGAUCACAUUGACGGGAUCAGGUCGACUGCCAAUGGCUCAUUUCGGGAUGACUGGGAUGAUACAGUUUAAGGGUCAAGAACCGACUUGGUACAGACGGCGACCGAAAGAGUCAACGGAUGUUUGGCCUCCAAAGUUCCACAAAUUCGUUAUGCAUUUAGAACCUCAAAAGGGCUCGGUUUCGGACGAGGCGAGAGAAUUGGCGUUCGCAGAUCCGCGCAGGUUUGGCCGACUGCGACUGGUCCCUUCACCCGUUGAGGAUCAUCCUCCUAUCUCCGCGCUCGGUUUCGACCCGAUCCUAUCAUACCCGUCUCUUGAAGAAUUCAAGACAUUGCUCUUGAAGAAAAAGGCGACUGUAAAGGGCGUAAUCAUGGAUCAGUCCUUCAGCGCGGGCGUAGGCAAUUGGGUUGCGGAUGAAAUCCUCUACCAAGCUCGCAUUCAUCCUGCAUGUCCAGUCCAAGAAUUGACGGAGGAUCAAAUCGGCGAGCUUCAUAAACAGAUCCGAGCUGUACCUGAAAAGGCGGUCGAAGUCAACGCGGACUCUAUGCGGUUUCCGGAAGAUUGGUUGUUCCGAUGGAGAUGGGACAAGGGGAAGAAGCAGCCUGGUGGUGCGAAAGUCAAAAAUGAAGAUGGAGAAUUUGUCGGGAUGCUGGAACAGCUCAAACCGAAAGACAAGGACUUUCUAGCACUUCCGAAUGGGAAGCCCGCUACCAUCGAGUUCAUCGAGGUCGCUGGUCGGACGUCGGCCGUAGUGACGGAAUUGCAGAAGAUGCCGGCGGGGGUAGACAUCAAGCCGAAAGUGACUAAGGGGAGUAAGGGAGGUAAGAAGUCAAGAAGAGGCAAGGCGGAUAGCGAUUCGGUAGGUCGAUGUCAGGCGAGGCAGGACUGUUCUCAGAAAGGCUGAAUGGUUCAGGAGAGCGAGCUAUCUGAAGAGGAAGAAGCAAAUGAGGAAGAGGUCAAACCUAGCAAAAUGACUGCUCGUCAAGCCGCAGCGGCGAAAGCGAAAUCACACGAGGCGGGUGAAGAAGCGUCAAGUGCGAAGAAGCGAGAGGCAUCUACCAGAGUCAAAGCCGAGGCGGAUACAACGCCGACAAAGAAAGUGGGUGGCGAAAGUGAUACUGUGGACCUGGAAACUGAUAUUCUCGACUCAGGCUCGGACGUCGACCGCGUCCAG
Messenger RNA from Kockovaella imperatae, 1460 nucleotides. Its product is annotated as Formamidopyrimidine-DNA glycosylase H2TH domain-domain-containing protein. Gene Ontology annotation, biological process: base-excision repair. The transcript is spliced from 12 exons. Gene Ontology annotation, cellular component: nucleus. Gene Ontology annotation, molecular function: DNA N-glycosylase activity; zinc ion binding; DNA-(apurinic or apyrimidinic site) endonuclease activity. The record is from RefSeq and is a predicted model, not a curated record. The coding region runs from base 54 to 1190 and encodes 378 amino acids. NCBI's taxonomy places the organism in Eukaryota, Fungi, Basidiomycota, Tremellomycetes, Tremellales, Cuniculitremaceae.